Messenger RNA from Grus americana (Whooping crane), 7363 nucleotides. It is a transcript of the gene MIER2, whose product is annotated as MIER family member 2. Bases 3227 to 5026 code for a protein of 599 amino acids. NCBI's taxonomy places the organism in Eukaryota, Metazoa, Chordata, Aves, Gruiformes, Gruidae. Gene Ontology annotation, cellular component: nucleoplasm. Gene Ontology annotation, molecular function: transcription corepressor activity; histone deacetylase binding. The record is from RefSeq and is a predicted model, not a curated record. The transcript is spliced from 14 exons. Gene Ontology annotation, biological process: negative regulation of transcription by RNA polymerase II.
CCCCUGCCGCUCGCGCUCGGCCAUGGCGGAGAAACGUUACUGCCAUCGCUCCACCGCACUUACGGUUGGUGAUGCCAUUCCCUGUUGGGUCUUGACGCAUCCUUGAAAUAUCCCUGUCCUGUCGUAAUGGUUGUCGUGGCACAUCCACACUUCAUUUCCAUCACGGGAUCCUUGUGGUGACCGCGACGUGGGAAAAGGACGCUGGGAAGACAUCGAGGUAGCUGGCUGCUCUGUCGCAGGAUCUCAGAACGCCGCUAACUGAGACAACGUCCGUUCGACAGCAGGGCUUCGCUUUCAGGGUAUUCCAGCGUUUUGCAUGAGGAAGGUCCCACCUGGCCUGCCUGCCGUCCCAUCCAGGAUGGUUUGGUCUUCGCUGCCGCCUUUGGUGGAGCACGAAGGGUGCUGCGUUCAUCUGUGCCGAAGCGUUACUUGGGCACAUAGCUGGGCUGACGUGAGGUGCUGAAGUGCCGCCCUGGCACGCUGCGCCACUUUGCCAUUGUGCACGCAGGUCUCUGUCUUGGGGAGAUUCAGGAGCCGUCACUGUCUCGCAGAAGAGGUUUGAACUGCAGAGAAUCUCUGCUCUGACAUUGCAGCAGUGUGUGAUUCGGGCGCUGAUUUUCCUGAGCAGUGCAGGAGAUUACCUGUGUGUCUUGUCCUGCGUUCAGUUCUUGCUCUCAUUUUUGCUCUUUCAGGUCCGUUUCCAUCCAUACCACUUCCCUCUGGCUACAGCUGGAGUUCGUAGAAAACGGACCCAUGCCAGGUAGUAUGGACAAGGCAAAGGAACAAGGAAUGCUUCUCUCGCUGAGUCUGAAAUACAUGUUAAACUAGCUCAGGAAACCACGUUAGUUAUUAAAGCAGUAACACUGGAAAGGGAAACCUUCCCUCUUUUUCCUCACUUUCUUGCAAGAGUGGUUUCAGCCUGAAGGGUUUUCUCUGGUAGUUCUCUGGACAAACAAUCUGCCUUGCACUGGGAAACAGCUUUGUCAGUGCCAAGAGCUCAGGCUCUUCCUCUGCCUGCGUUUUCUAAAACAUGGCUGUUGCUUUGUUCCGUGUGCUCAAAAACUUGAGUCCAGAAUUAAGGAGGGAGUGCCCGAGUCAUCCAGAAAUACAAAUGUGGGAGUGAGUAAUUGGUCAACCUCUGUGUAACUUUUGAGAGGAAAGUUAUUCUCAUGCCUGAGAAGUGGAGACUGGUGGAAGGAAACCAGCUGCUGGGAAGCAUAAAGUGAGAUUAAAGGAAUUUAGUCUCCCUUUUUUCCCCCCUGUGAUUAAACGGCCCAUGGAUGUAGGAGUCAUUUUCCAGCAUCAUGCUACACUGUUACAAUUAAUGGAGUUCACCACUGUGACUUUUCAUGGUGACCAAAACUGUCACCAGCAAUAGGAGCAUCUCCACCUUGGCCAAGAGCCGUUCUUGACCUGGAGAUGCCUGGUAGUGCCUCGGUGUUGCUGUCUUUCUGAUGGAUGUAAUGCUGUUGCAUUUUCUGCCUUCUGUGUGACAUUGGGAUUUGAGGUGUCAGACCACGGCUACCUCACCUUCAAACGAAAUACCUCCACAUCGCCUGGCAUCGGCAAUCAGUGUAAUCGGGAAUAUUCUCUCUGUCAUCAUUUUCGUAUUUAAGCCAGACCUGCCUUUCUCCCAUACUCCUUUGACUUUGACUCUUGUUUCUGUGGUCUUCUGGAUUUGUAAAUAAUCUGAGGGAUCAUUUGGUUUCAUACGUGUUUAAAUUUGGGUGUGGAAUGGGCCGUUUGCUUUGUCUAUCACUUGUUUCUUCUUUGCCCAAACGCAGCAGUGCCAGUUAUUUUACGGCGACCUCAGCUCACAGCAGUUCCCUCUUGCUCUAAUGUUACGUUACUGCUUUGGGGAAAUAAACUCAUGAUUAGUUACUGAAUUGUCAUCCUGUCGUACUGGCUGUUACUCUUCGUUUCAGCACCUGAUCAUUAACAUAAGAUCUCAUCGUUCCUGAAGUAUUCUUGACAUCUUUUCAAGCCAGCCCAUCCACUGCUAACAGUUUCAGUCUUUGUUUUCAAAAUCCUUGGCAUGCAGCUCCUUAUUGAUCCCCGUGUGAAGGAGGCACAAUCGAUAUAUAGACCGUUGUCUUGGGAAAGAGUUCUGGAGAUUGCUCAGGACUAGAGGGAGUAAGCGUAGACCUUGCCCUCAUCUUUUUCAUGAAACUGGGGUUGUUUGCUUGGAAGGAUUUGUUCAAGAAGGUUUUUUACUUGGUUGCAUUCCAGCAAGGCCCAACAAAGGGGCAUUGACGCUUUCCUGAGUUAUGAAGCCCUUUCCUGGUAUGGCUGUCCUCAAAAUGGAGGCUGUCCGAAUCCUUUCUGUCCCCUUCUUUCAUUAUCCCAUAAUUGAACUCCUCCCUUUCCUUCUAGUGCGCACAGUCGCUGGGGUCUGCCUGCAGCCAAAGCGGUCUCCAGCGGGGCUAUCAGACGCUCAGGGAUGGUGAAUUGCAGUGUGCGGUGUAUGCUCCAGUUGGACUAGAGGCAUGCUUUUUUCACCAGUCCUGGUAGAGGAAGGAGCAAGAAUUCCACAGCUGCUUCACAGAUCCUUUCCCUUCUUCCCUCUUGGUCCUUCUCUCAUAUGGUAGUAUCUUCUUCUGCUGCCUUCCAGGCCAACCGUUAUCUUAGUGGUAAUUCUACUUAGGAAAUAACUGCCUCUCUAGUCAUUAUGGAAUUUGCAAUAUAUGUGGUAGUACCUGAAGGCACCAACUCAGAACCCAAAGUCUGCGGUGGCUGUUUUGGUGUAUACUUUGCUCUAUUGUUAGAGGAUGAAUUUUCAUGUGAAGCUGUACUAUGUUUUCUUAAAUAAGUUGUAAGAGCCUCGUACUGAGACAUCGCAGAUGUCCCGGCUCCCGCUGAGUAAGUGAGGAGUGAUGGUGCACGGCUGAGACUAUUAAUGGCUGAGGAUCAUAAAAAGAUGUCAUUGGUGACUGGGGGACUGACACUAUGGUUUUCUUCCGCAGUCGGAUGCUCUCAGUCACCCAAAGGCAUUGGUUAAUUACCUGCUUGCUCCCUGCCUAGGCUGAACUUGAUGAACAGCAUUUCCAUGCCCAAGGAGCAGCAGAUGUUCUGGGUUGUUUUCCAGGCCUCAGCCCAUACUGCUGCCUGAACUUCUGACCGAACACUGAAUGCCAGAAAGCAGAGGAAACGAGGCUCCUGUGAUCAGCCUGUCUGUUCCCUUCUCCUCCCAACAUCGUCCGAACCUGUUGGUUGAUCCCCAUGCCGUAUGACAGAGGAGGAAAGUCUUAAAGAUGCCAAAGCUCCUACAAGUGUCCAUUUACCCAUUCUUGCAAUAAGGGUUGUGUCAAUGGGCUCAGCUGAUCAUCGACUGAACCUAGCAGAGAUCCUUUCACAGAACUAUGGUGUACGGGAAGAAAGGGAAGAUGAUGAUGAUACUCAGGAGAAGCAGAAAUCUUUAGAAGAGCUGGAGAAGACUUUCAGUGCCUCUCAGCUGGUGUUGUACUCGGUGAUUGUUCCAUUCCUGAUGAAGCUUUGUCCUCCUCUCGCUCAGAGCAGUGAAAUGCCAUUUGAGGAGCUGCUUGCGCUUUAUGGCUAUGAGGCAUCUGAUCCCAUCUCGGAGCAGGACAGCGAGAGCAAUGAUAUUACUCCAAAUCUCCCAGAUAUGACUCUGGAUAAGGAACAAAUAGCGAAGGAUUUGCUUUCAGGGGAAGAAGAGGAGGAGACACAGUCUUCAGCCGAUGAUCUGACUCCAUCCGUCACGUCCCACGAUGCAUCGGACCUAUUCCCAAACCAGCCUGGCUCAAACAAUUUCCUUGCUGAUGAAGACAAAGAGCCCUGUUCAUCUCCAUGUGCUUCCUCCAUGGCUGAGGACUCAGAGGAGGAUUCCAUCCCAUCUAACGAGUGUAAGAAGGAGAUCAUGGUUGGACCUCAGUACCAAGCCACUGUUCCCAUCCUCCACUUAAACAGGCACAGUGAAAAAGUACUUUUUAUGCUAGCCUAUGAGAAUGAAGAUCAGCUGCUUUGGGACCCAAACAUACUCCCUGAGAGAGAGGUUGAAGAGUUCCUGUACUGUGCAGUGAAGCGGCGAUGGGACGAGCUGUCUAGCAGCAGCCUGCCAGAAGGAGAGGUGGUGAAGGACAAUGAACAGGCUUUGUAUGAACUGGUUAAAUGCAACUUCAAUGCAGAAGAGGCACUGCGGAGGCUACGGUUCAAUGUGAAGGUUAUCAGAGAUGAGCUUUGUGCCUGGAGCGAGGAAGAAUGUAGAAAUUUUGAACAUGGCUUCAGGGUCCAUGGGAAAAACUUUCAUCUUAUCCAAGCAAACAAGGUCCGCACCCGGUCAGUGGGCGAGUGUGUGGAGUAUUACUACAUGUGGAAAAAAUCAGAGCGCUAUGACUACUUCACUCAGCAGACUCGUUUAGGAAGGAAGAAGUACGUCCUCCACCCUGGAGCCACGGAUUACACCGACAAUGACUUGGAUGGAGGUGAAGUAGAAAACACCAGUCGUUCUCGGAGCUCCCCACCAAUUCCCUCUGCAACUAGCUGCCUGGAUUCUCACUUUGGUCAAGAUCAGCUAGCAAUAGAGAGCACAGAACCCCUGAGCGUGGAGAGCACAGCCUGCAGCCUGGGCAGCAUGAGUGAAUCGGGGCAGGGCUAUGAGUGCAGUACUCCUUCGGAGACAAAUUGUUCCUUUGACCCGGCGGAGGAGACGUCCUCGGGCGCCAUCUCUGCUUCCUGCACACGAGACACUGUCACCCCCUCAGAAGCGGGGCUCUAUGCUCUGCCGCCGGCAGGACCAGGACUAGUAGAGAAGCAGGAGAUGUUGCAGAGCUCUGGUGAGACGAUAACUAUGGACUUCACUCUCCCUGCAGACAUUAAUGAGGAUUUGCCUUUAAUUGCUGGCCCUGUGGAUUUGGACAGACACCCAGAGGCGGUGGUAGCCCCUGCGCAAGUGUCCUUAUCGGUCACAGAUUUUGGCCUCAUUGGCAUCGGAGAUGUAAAUACUUUUCUGACUGCUCACCAGGCUUGCCCAGCGCCUGUGGCUCGGUCAGAGCCUUUGUCGCAGUGAGUCUCCAGUCACAAACUUGUCGCAGACCCAGCAAGGACUUUGACCUGACUGAGUGAAAUCCUGGAACUUCCACUGUUCCAUAGGGACGGUUUGGAGCUGUUGGUCAGAAUCCGUCUUUCCAUCCUCCUUGAUCCAAGGCUACAGUGAAACCAAACACCUUUCUGCUCUGGUGUGUUCUGACACAAUCACACAAAGCUGGUGGCUGGCUUUAGUGAGGGGGGAGGCCCAUCGCCCCCUGUUUCGUUGACCAUAUGUCACCCCAGGUAAUUCCAGGCUGUUCAGAGAGUCCCUGCCCUCGGGACCGGGGAAAGUCCCUCGGCUCCAGUGGGACAGUUUGAGUGCAGAGAUGCUUUGAGAACAGGGAUGUAUCACCGGCACGUCGGGGGCAGGGAUGGAGGGUGCAGUCUGGAGGUCUGAGAGCUUAGAAAAUCUGCAGGGAGCACAGUCCACCCAGGCUGCAGGGCAGUUUGCCUGCACAGAUGGGCAUGGUGAUGCCAAAGGACGAUGAGGAGUCUUGGCCCUUCACCCACAGACUGUUGUGAUAAAAGUCGUUCUCCCUCUUCCCCUCCCAGCAGCUCCCCUGCACUCCCCAGCUGUGAGUUGACAGGCAUGCACACUGCUGUUUUCAUGUCUCUCGCAGCUGUGUGUGUGUUCCCACUCGCUCCGCCACCAGCUGCAGGUGGGAUGUGGCCUGGUCCAGCCCUCUGGCAGAAGCGUCAGGCCUUGGAAAGGGAUACGGCGUGGUGCGACAGCACUGGGCACCGAAGUCCUUCUCACCUCCCCUUGUAGUGCUGGGCGGCAGCAAACUUGGACUAAAGGGAGUUUCUAGACCCACAGAGCGACGUUGGCCCUCAGAGUGCUGCUGCUUCCGUUACUGGAGGUGAAUGACUUGGUCCUUGCUGACUGCUGCAGUACAAGAGGGUGAAAUGCAGAUGGAAACAUCUGUAACUCCCCAGCUUGUUCAAACAAUUUGUCAGCUGCAGGAGGAGGAGGAGGAGGAGGUUGCUCAGUUCCCAGGGCACCAAGGCUAGUCACCAAGUCACCAGCGCUAGCACAGGGCACCCCUGCCCCCUUCUCUGUCACAAAAAAAAAAAAAAAGCGCUCUCUGCUGAGAGGAAAGUAUGUCUUUACUGCCGCUAGCGAUGUUUUGAGGAGGUGACACGGGUGGCCCUGCUCGGCAGCGAGGUGGCCAGCUGCUGUGCAGAGAGCCACAGUGGCACGUUUGUGGGUGUGCUGGAGUCCAGAGCCGCUUCGCUUCCUGGGUGUGUUCCAGGUCUGGGGUUUGCCACUGGCUUAAAUCCACAUGUUCUCAUUCCCCUUUUUUCCAUGCAGGGAAUGCUGUCUGCUGGGCAAGGCUCUGAUGCAGAUGUUCCUUCCUCCAGCCAUUUUCUGCAUUUGGGAAGGGGUUUGGGUUGAGUUCUUUUUGCUUGUUUUGGUAGAGGCCUUUGGGCAGUGAUCCUGCAGCUGCUUCUGCUGCCGGUGGAUUUGGAAGAUGACUAAAACCAUGAGCCCAGAUCCUCAUUCUACCCGGCCCUGUGAAGUUGCGCUCAGCCCUACAGUGGGAGCACGGAGACAGCAUCAGGCAGCUUCGCAGGAUGGCAGGAUCAGACCUUGUCUCUCAUCUUCCACGCCCCAGACCUGUUUUGGCUGCGUUAGCAGGGGUUUGCUUCAGUGCUCGGCCAGCUCUGCUGCGAGGUGCUGAGCCCCAGAUGCACACAGCUGCCUUGACCAGGCACCACUUUGUCAGCCAGAUGUGGUAACUGGAGGUCUCCCCUCUGGCUGCUCCCAGUUGCUGGAAACGGAAAGCAAAUACGAGUGCCCGCUCCAUAGUGGAACUGCCCAGGCUGUGAUUCCCCUUUUCUGGGGGGGAGAGGAAGCUCCUUGGCUGACGGGAGAAGAGGAGGCAGGGUGAGAGCACGGGCAGCCCUCCCAGGGAGGGCCAGGCCUUGGCAUCUCCUCUCCAUCAGCCAAGAACAUUCUUAGUUUUCCUGAAACCAUUUUUUUUCUUUGGUUUGUUUCAAGCCCUAAUGAAAGGAGAGGGGAGGCUGGGGGAGGCAGAAAUGUCUCUUAUUUAUGUUCUUCAGUGUUGUUUACAGAUGCGCAUGGGGUUUUUCAACAUGAGUGCGGCGCUUUUUCCACAUAACUUUAAGGGAGAGGGGUGGAAAGGGCUGGGACAGGGAGGGGGAGUCACUUGGGGAGGAGAUUUGGUUUUGGUUUUUUGUUGGGGUUUUUCUUUUUCUUUCUUACAAAGCACAUUCACUUUGAGCCGCUCCCAAUGCUGGACUCUUUCCCCCCUUCCCCCCCGCCCCAAGCCCUACACUGUGAAGUGAUACUGCC